Molecule: messenger RNA, 2866 nt
Organism: Cryphonectria parasitica EP155
Lineage: Eukaryota; Fungi; Ascomycota; Sordariomycetes; Diaporthales; Cryphonectriaceae
Product: MCM-domain-containing protein
Exons: 2
Coding region: 91-2631 (846 amino acids)
Biological process (GO): double-strand break repair via break-induced replication; mitotic DNA replication initiation; DNA replication
Cellular component (GO): MCM complex; nucleus
Molecular function (GO): single-stranded DNA binding; 3'-5' DNA helicase activity; single-stranded DNA helicase activity
Source: RefSeq, a predicted model, not a curated record
AGCUCCCCUCUGCGAGACAAUCCAGCCUCCGCCAACCGCGGAACGGCACCUCGAUCGGGCCUGAAGCGAUCUCGUGGCGCUGGUGAUGAUAUGUCUUCCUCUGUCGGCCGGGCAUCGAGCCCCAUGCCUUCCUCCCCUCCAGCCUUCAAUAUUGCCCACGGUGGUGAUGACGAUGACGACAUUGAGGAAGAAGCCGAGAUCCAGGAUGAUAUCGACGACCUUGAUGAGAUGGCCGAGGAUGAUGUCGAUCUUUUCCGAGAGGGAUUUGAGCACGAUUACCGUGAGAGAGACGCCAAUGACGAGUACGAAGGGAUCGACCUCGACGAUGACGGGCAAUAUCAAGACAUGAGCAUCGCCGACAGGCGGAGGCUCGAGGCACAACUGAACCGCCGAGACCGCGAGGUGGCCCGCAGGGGUCUGCCGCGCAUUUUCCUUGAUGAUGGUGUAGAUGAAGAGGGCGAUGUCGACUUGACUGCACAGCCUCGCCGCCGCCGCCAUCGCUACGAUGAGGACCCCGACGAGGAUAUGGACGGCGACAUCAUGGAGGAGGAACUCUCGCUGGAGGCACUCCGAGAUGUCAAGUCGUCCAACAUCACUGACUGGGUAUCGCAAACAAACGUCCAGCGAUCUAUCAAGCGCGAGUUCAAAUCCUUCCUCACCGAGUUCACGGACGACAACGGUCUAUCUGUCUACGGCAACCGCAUCCGAACCCUUGGUGAGAUCAAUGCUGAGUCUCUCGAGGUCUCGUAUCAGGAACUGGCGUCAGAGAAGGCCAUCCUGGCCUUUUUUCUAGCCAAUGCUCCCGCCGAGGUACUCAAAUUGUUUGACGAGGUUGCCAUGGAUGUCGUCCUCUUGCACUACCCCGACUACGAGCGCAUUCAUGCCGAGAUUCAUGUUCGCAUCUACGACCUUCCCCUGAAUUAUACUCUGCGCCAGCUCCGACAGCAGCACCUGAACAGCCUGGUUCGGGUAUCUGGUGUGGUCACAAGGCGUUCUGGCGUGUUCCCACAGCUGAAAUACGUCAAAGUUGACUGCAACAAGUGCGGCGUCACCUUGGGUCCUUUCCAGCAAGAGUCCAACGUCGAGAUCAAGAUCACUUACUGCCAGAACUGCCAAUCACGGGGUCCAUUUACCCUCAACUCUGAGAAGACAGUCUACCGCAACUACCAGAAACUAACCCUGCAGGAGUCGCCUGGUACGGUCCCUGCUGGUCGUUUACCCCGUCAUAGGGAGGUCAUUCUGCUCUGGGAUCUGAUCGACAAGGCCAAGCCUGGCGAGGAGAUCGAAGUCACCGGCAUCUAUCAGAACAACUAUGAUGCGCAGCUGAACAACCGAAAUGGUUUCCCUGUCUUUGCUACCAUCCUAGAGGCGAACAACGUGGUGAAGACCCAUGACCAGCUUGCUGGGUUCAGACUCACUGAGGAGGAUGAGCACGAGAUCCGCGCCCUGUCGCGAGACCCACAGAUUAUCGACAAGAUCGUCAACUCCAUCGCACCAAGCAUCUACGGCCACACAGAUAUCAAGACCGCAGUUGCGCUCUCUCUGUUUGGCGGCGUGGCAAAGACAGGCAGGGGCGAACACCACGUCCGAGGCGACAUCAACGUCCUUCUUCUGGGUGAUCCUGGUACCGCCAAGUCUCAGGUGCUCAAAUAUGUCGAGAAGACGGCCCACCGUGCUGUCUUUGCCACAGGCCAGGGAGCCAGUGCUGUCGGUUUGACGGCUAGUGUCCGUCGUGACCCCUUGACUAGUGAAUGGACCCUUGAGGGUGGUGCUCUGGUGCUCGCCGACAAGGGCACCUGUCUCAUCGACGAGUUCGACAAGAUGAAUGAUCAGGAUCGUACGUCUAUCCACGAGGCCAUGGAACAGCAGACCAUCUCCAUCUCCAAGGCCGGUAUCGUCACGACCCUACAAGCUCGCUGCGGUAUCAUUGCGGCUGCUAACCCGAUCGGUGGACGAUACAACUCGACCAUUCCCUUCUCUGCUAAUGUGGAAUUGACCGAGCCUAUCCUGUCUCGUUUCGAUGUUCUCUGUGUUGUCCGCGACACGGUUAAUCCGUCAGAGGAUGAGCGCUUGGCGCGCUUUAUUGUGGGAUCGCAUAGCCGCAGCCACCCUUCGACGAACUCGCAGAAGACGCAGGACGACUCGAUGGAUGUCGAGGCGGACACGCAGGGAAACAACACGCAAGCUACAUCCAAGCCUGCCACAGCUCCGGCCAAAGAGGGCGAGAUCCCACAGGAGCUCCUCCGGAAGUACAUCCUGUGGGCACGAGAGCACUGCACGCCGAGGCUGGGCAACAUGGAUGAGGACAAGAUUGCACGUCUCUUUGCAGACAUGCGCAGAGAGUCUCUGGCCACUGGAGCCUACCCCAUUACUGUACGUCACUUGGAGGCUAUCAUCCGCAUCAGCGAGGCCUUUUGCCGGAUGCGACUGGCAGAUUACAUCACGACACAAGACAUCGAUCGGGCCAUCGCCGUCACGAUUGAGAGUUUUGUCGGCAGCCAGAAGGUCAGCUGCAAGAAGGCCUUGGCACGGGCUUUUGCCAAGUAUACGUUGGCCAGGCCGAGUGCAGGUCAGCGGAGAGCUGGAGGCGCUGCUGGUCGGAGUGGUCGGCCAGCUGCUGUCAUGGCUUGAGGGGGUGGAAUGAUUGGCUACCUCGGUUCUAUCACCUGCGGUCUAUUUGUUAUGUCUUGCCUUGUAUGAUUUCGGCGUUUGGAUUCUUUUUCGGCAACGAUGCCUGGUUUCACGCGUGCGACUUUUGCGCUCUUGACGGGAUUCGACGAUGGAUAUGAAGGAUCGAUGACGGGAAGGUAUGAAGAGGUAGAGGGUCUCGAUAUUUUUCAUCAACGAAGGGAACUAUUUGUUCUUC